AUUAGACACCAUCAAGCACAUCCUGUAUAGAGUGAGACACCAUGAGGAUCGGACAAACCAACUCAUCUCUCUUACCUGAGAAACACUGGAUCCAUUGCCUGAUACUCUUCAUAACACUUAUAACAGGAGCUUUAACAGAUGAAAAUGUGAUUAAAUCUGUCUUGGGUGGGAGUGCAUCUUUUAGAUUUAAGGUUACAGGAGACAUGAAGUUAACCCAGACAGAAUUGAGCAGGUGUCCAAAUCAGAAGGUUUUUGUGUCCAGCCCUCAGUUUGGACUCAAUAUCCUGGACAGCAACUAUACUAACCGUCUUUCUGUGGAAUCAAAUCACAGCUUUAAACUGGAAACAGUACAAGAGAGUGACUUUGGGACUUACUGCUAUAAACUGACCACUUUCCCAGAUGGGAGUCUGACUGGAGAAAUAACGCUGGUGAAAGAGACAAAAAAUGGUCGCUCAGCUCUCUCAGAGCCCUCUGGUCCCCCCAUCACGAUGUUAAUCUCCUUGAACUGUGGCAUAGGUUUUGCAGUACUAUGUGGAAUCAUCGCUGGAGUGGUUUGCUAUAGGAAGAGGAGAAGUAAGGUACAAACUCCAGUGCACAUUGCGCUGCAUCCUGGAAGCCUUCCUGACAGUCAAACUUCUGUCCUGCAGAAAGAUCCAGACCAGCCCAAUAGCACACGCAGACAGAGAGAAGAAGAGGCAGAGCAUGAUGAUGGCAAUUACCUAAAUGUUCCUUAACCUUGCCAACUGUACUUGUACUGGAUACUGGAUGCCUGUACUGCAGGAUUUACUUGCGGCUGGACGGCUUUUUAUAUUUACUAAAUUAAUCACUGGAUUCUGACAAACAGUGAUUCUAAAAAACUGUGAAACAUUCACACAAACUGUGAAUGUUUGUGGACCAGUUGACACACACACACACACACACACACCUGCAUCCCCUUAGCUUUUUACCCUCCUAUUGCGUUCGGGUCAUUUUUGACCCAGUAGAGGUAAAUCAUAAUUUUUUAAUACCAUAUAGUUUUUCGUACAAGAACCAAAUUUUGUUUUUUUGUCAGGACUACCAAAAUGAACAUAAUUAUUUUUUUUUUCUGAUUUGUAGAAGAAAUUAUUUACGAGAUCUAACCAUUUUUAUAAAAUUGUGCUCCUGGGUCAAAUCAAUUGUGGCUUUACACAUGAUAUUAUGCAUAUACAGUUGAAGUCAGAAGUUUAGAUACACUUAGGUUGAAGUCAUUAAAACUCAUUUUUUAACCACUCCACAGAUUUAAUAUUAGCAAACUAUAGUUUUGACAAGUUGUUUAGGACUUGUGCAUGUACUUUGUGCAUGACACGAGUAAUUUUUCCAACAAUUGUUUACAGAUAAAUUGUUUCAUUUCUAAUUGAAUAUAUCACAAUUCCAGUGGGUCAGAAGUUUACAUACACUAAGUUAACUGUGCCUUUUAGCAGCUUGGAAAAUUUCAGAAAAUUAUGUUAAUCCUUUAGACAAUUAGCCAAUUAGCUUCUGAUAGGAGGUGUACUGAAUUGGAGGUGUACCUCUGGAUGUAUUUUAAGGCCUACCUUCAAACUCAGUUCCUCUUUGCUUGACAUCAUGGGAAAAUCAAAAGAAAUCACCCAAGACCUCAGAAAAAUAAUUGUGGACCUCCACAAGUCUGGUUCAUCCUUGGGAGCAAUUUCCAAAUGCCUGAAGAUACCAUGUUAUAAACAAUAGUAUGCAAGUAUAAACACCAUGGGACCAUGCAGCCAUCAUACAACUCAGGAAGGAGACACAUUCUGCCUCCUAGAGAUGAACGUAGUUUGGUGCGAAAAGUGCAAAUCAAUCCCAGAACAACAGCAAAGGACCUUGUAAAGAUGCUGGAGGAAACAGGUAGACAAGUAUCUAUAUCCACAGUAAAACGAGUCCCAUAUCGACAUAUGGACUGCUCAGCAAGGAAGAAGCCAACACUCCAAAACCACCAUAAAAAAGCCAGACUAGAGUUUGCAAGUGCACAUGGGGACAAAGAUUUUGUCCUCUGGUCUAAUGAAACAAAAAUGGAACUGUUUGGCCAUAAUGACCAUUGUUAUGUUUGGAGGAAAAAGGGUGAGGCUUGCAAGCCGAAGAACACCAUCCCAACUGUGAAGCAUGGGGGUGGCAGCAUCAUGUUGUGGGGGUGCUUUGCUGUAGGAGGGACUGGUGCACUUCACAAAAUAAAUGGCAUCAUGAGGAAGGAAAAUUAUGUGGAUAUAUUGAAGCAACAUCUCAAGACAACAGCCAGGAAGUUAAAGCUUGGUCACAAAUGGGUCUCCCAAAUGGACAAGCAUACCUCCAAAGUUGUGGCAAAAUGGCUUAAGGACAACAAAGUCAAGGUACUGGAGUGGCCAUCACAAAGCCCUGACCUCAAUCCGAUAGAAAAUAUGUGGGCAGAACUGAAAAAGCAUGUGCGAGCAAAGAGGCCUACAAACCUGACUCAGUUACACCAGUUCUGUCUGGAGGAAUGGGCCAAAAUUGCAACUUAUUGUGAGAAGCUUGUGGAAGGCUACCUAAAACAUUUGACCCAAAUUAUACAAUUUAAAGGCAACGCUACCAAAUACUAACAAAUUGUAUGUAAACUUCUGACCCACUGGGAAUGUGAUGAAAGAAAUAAAAGCUGAAAUAAAUAAUUCUCUCUACUAUUAUUCUGACAUUUCACAUUCUUAAAAUAAAGUAGUGAUCCUAACUGACCUAAGACAGGGAAUGUUUUCUACGAUUAAAUGUCAGAAAUUGUGAAAAACUGAGUUUAAAUGUAUUUGGCUAAGGUGUAUGUAAACUUCUGACUUCAACUGUAUUUUCACACAUUUAUGAAUUAGAUUUUUCUUUAAAUACUUUAUUUACAUUUAGCCUCUUUCCCAUGCUCUCAAACACACUUUUGUGUCUCAAAAUGGCACUGCAUCUUGUUUACAAACAUGCUCACACAUACACAUAUAGUCUCAAGCACACACAGAACUGACAAACCAGAUGUAACAAACAUAACAAAUAAUAUAUAUCAAAGAAAAAACUGCCUAUAGGGAGGUGUGGCAAGAGCAAAAGUUCAAGCAUACAUAGUCUGAAUAAGGGUUGAAGGAAGAAAAGUCUACAUUUUACUCUGCCGCUCUCUACAGGCUGAUCUGAUAAUGAACCAGCUUGUACCAUAAUCACACAUUAACAUUCAGCAGUUCAUGCAAUAAACAGAAUACAUUUAGUUUAAAAACAUUGUAUACAAGUACAGAUGUUGUGUAGUUGUGUUGUAUAGUUGUUUUGAUAUGGUUUGAUUGGAAAAACAUAUUUGGUUGCGCAGAUUUUGACUACUGAGUUGUUUUUCAGCAGUAAUGAGAAAUGUAAUUAAUGUGGAAGUUAUUAGGAGAAUUACUAGAAAUUCUCACUUUAAAUAUUUAUAUAAAUUUAAUGCAAUGUUAUAUUCAAAUGAAAUUUCAUUUAAACCUUGAUAAAAAAAAAUAUAUCUUCAAAUGUAUCACACUUUUUUACCUGUAGUUAAUGUAUGUUUUGAAAUGUUAAAGAAUUUAUAAUUUUUUUAAUAAAUAAACUGACAUCAUACAUAAUAACAUUUAUAUUUUUCAGUAUAUUUUUACAUGUAUGAACAGCUAAUAAGUUAACAAUGAGCUACAAUAUGGUUUUUGAUGAAAAUAACUGGAUUAUUAAUGAUUUAUAAGCUUAAAAUUCCACUGGGUCAAAACUGACCCGCAAAUGCAAAAGGUGUAUGCAGACUUUGAACGCAAUAUGAGGGUUAAGUAGUCUUCAGUCUUAUUUUUAUAUGAAUUCUUAUUUGUAAUGUUUUCUCUGUUUUUUUUUCUAUGGCAACAAAAAGUAUGUCCUUUUUAUGCAGCCAUUAAAUCUAUCUUUUUUCCCAUCAUAAUAACAUAAGGGACAUAAAUAGACUGGAGGAAAGAAAGAAAGAAAGAAAGAAAGAAAGAAAGAAAGAAAGUAAGACUUACGUAUUACUGAUCACGUGACCCUGACACAUUUCAUGGGGAAAAAAAAUUAUAAAAUCUUGUUAUUUGAUUAAAAAUAUUGCUGAAAUAAACAAUAAAAUCUGUAAUAUAUAUACAGGUUCAUCUCAAUAAAUUAGAAUGUCGUGGAAAAGUUCAUUUAUUUCAGUAAUUCAACUCAAAUUGUGAAACUCGUGUUUUAAAUAAAUUCAGUGCACACAGACUGAAGUAGUUUAAGUCUUUGGUUCUUUUAAUUGUGAU
Myxocyprinus asiaticus (Chinese sucker) is the source of this 4193-nucleotide messenger RNA. RefSeq lists its product as uncharacterized. The coding region runs from base 42 to 734 and encodes 230 amino acids. Lineage: Eukaryota; Metazoa; Chordata; Actinopteri; Cypriniformes; Catostomidae. The transcript is spliced from 4 exons. The record is from RefSeq and is a predicted model, not a curated record.